AUGUCCCGCCCUCAAACUCCCCUUGGUCUGUCACCAAGAGGUUCCUACGUCAACUUGGCAGCAGCAGCAGCGGAUCAAUCACCCCUCCGAACCGUAGAUGAAAAAGGUAGGAUCAAAGCUGAAGCUGAAGUACAUGCAGCAUUGAUGAAAGCUGCCGAUGGGGCUGAAAGGGCGAAGAAAGAAGAAGUUGGGGUUCCUGCUAGUUCUCCAGUCUGGCCGAUAUUGAGUUAUUGCGUAGCUAGUAUCAUGAUGACUGUCACGAAUAAAUUUGUAGUUUCAGGAAGUCAAUUCACCAUGACGUUCUUGCUUCUUACUGUCCAAUCAGCCGUAUGCGUAGCUUGUGUCUACACUGCCAAACGCACGGGUCUGAUCGCUUUCCGCGAUUUCGACAUGACAGAUGCUAAGGCUUGGUUCCCAGUGUCAUUCUUGCUAGUGGCUGUCAUUUAUACAGGGUCGAAAUCUCUCCAAUUCCUCUCUAUCCCAGUGUACACGAUCUUCAAGAACAUGACUAUCAUACUUAUCGCCGCGGGAGAGACGGUCUUAUUCGGCGGAUCUAUCACUGGUCUAACUAUCGUUUCUUUCCUACUCAUGAUUGGAUCCUCCAUCAUCGCCGCCUGGUCUGACAUUUCUACCACUCUUACGCGAUUAUCAGCUGGGAUGGCAGUGGUCGAUCCUACAUCUGGAGCGGACGUACCUCUGCCUUCUGGCGUCAUGAGUAAAUUAGGAGCUGGUUAUUUAUGGAUGUUGAUCAAUUGUCUUGCUUCUGCAGCGUAUGUUCUGUUCAUGCGCAAACGUAUCAAAGUCACCGGAUUCAAAGAUUGGGAUUCAAUGUUUUACAAUAACCUUUUGUCCAUCCCUGUCCUCCUCAUAUGCUCUCUUUUGGUAGAGGAUUGGGGUGCGGCUAGUUUUGCUCGAAAUUUCCCAGAGACUGGUCGAACUUUCCUGUUAUUCGCCAUCGCUUGUAGUGGUGCGGUAGCAGUGUUCAUUUCGUAUUCUACUGCUUGGUGCGUCAGGACAUGUGGGAGUACUACGUAUAGUAUGGUUGGAGCUUUGAACAAAUUACCCGUAGCAGCAUCCGGCAUUUUAUUCUUUGGUGAUCCCGCCAACCUCGGGAACGUCUCAGCCAUCGCAGUGGGCGGGUUCGCGGGGAUCGUUUACGCUGUGGCAAAGACCAACCAAGCUAGAGUUGAGAAAGCUCGUGUGGCUCGUGCGGGAGGUGAUAAGGCGUGA
This is a messenger RNA of Tremella mesenterica DSM 1558, 1230 nucleotides long. RefSeq lists its product as uncharacterized. The record is from RefSeq and is a predicted model, not a curated record. Gene Ontology annotation, molecular function: antiporter activity; GDP-mannose transmembrane transporter activity. Gene Ontology annotation, biological process: transmembrane transport. The coding region runs from base 1 to 1230 and encodes 409 amino acids. Gene Ontology annotation, cellular component: Golgi apparatus. The transcript has 9 exons. NCBI's taxonomy places the organism in Eukaryota, Fungi, Basidiomycota, Tremellomycetes, Tremellales, Tremellaceae.